UUUACCGCCAUCUUUGAAUUUUGCGCGCCAGUGCAGUGUUCUUCUUUCAAACUUUUAAAAAACAAGUGACAAGAAAAGUUUUAAAAAGUGAAUUAAGUUCGUUUUCGUUAAAUUUAUUGGAUUAUUAUUUUUCGGUUUUUUUUUCGAAAAGGUAUUUUAUAGUGUUUACGUUUAGAUCUUGCCUGUGAUUAUUGCAAGUGUUGUUUUUUUUCCUCCUUUCGAAUUGUUUUCUAAAGGAUUUUAUUAUUCGUUUCCUUUCAAAGAUGGCACUGGAAGUGUUUUCAAAUUGACGGAAGACGGAAAGGCAGAUCGAUGGUUCCACAAAAGAUAAGGAGAUAAACCUAAAUACCGAUGAUACCAAAACAAAAACCACCGAGUUGACAGUAACCUAAUUUCGAAAUUGUGGUACCGAUAAUUCUGGUACCGCCAACCAAAUGUCCGAUGAAAUUGGUAUCAAAGAAAAAGCCGAUGACGGCGAUAAGGUAGCCAAAGACGAGAGGAACGAUACCGAUAUCGAAAAACUCGGUGCCGAAAAACCCAGUACCGACAUUACUGGUACCGAAAAUACUAGUACUGAAGUCCCGAAAGAAAUCAAACCAAGAUCAGUAUCAUUCAAUAGAGACGUUCACGUGAAAAGAUUCGGUAAACCGCGCGAAUCGUGGGGCUCCUCUGCGGAACCCAUUGUCAGAAAAGAACCUUUCACUCAUCUCUCCAAGCAAGAACUUAUCGAAGAAGCAAACAAAGUUCUAGCCCAAGCUGAAAAUAUCACUUGCACUGCUGAUCAUCCACCCGAGAAGUUCUUCUCCCUUCCACACAGGCGAAAGUAUAAAGAAAAAGAGGAUAGAAGAAAUAGCGAAGACGGCGGUACACCAGAGAAAGGCAAAACUCCACUAGGAAGGUCUACUAGCGAUGUAGGCAGGAAACGAGAGAGGACUUCCUUAUCUACCUUGUUUAGAAGAGCUCAGAAAGCUAAAAAUCCUCCUUCUAUUAUAGUCACCAGCCCAACACCAAGCAAGCCUGUAAUUGUGAAGAGAAGUAAAAGCGAUGUAUCCGACUUGAAAUCUAACACAAAUCUGAAUCCCCUAUCUAAACCUAUUAGGAAGAGAUCUGGAAGUGAGACUGAGGAGUUCUUAAAGUCUCUGAGAAACAAGAAGACUCAGUUAUCACCUAUAAUAGAAAGCUCGCCUAAAGAAGAUUACUUCAAGAAAACAUCACCGUUAGAAUUGUUACAAAAACAGAAACUAAUUCAAAAAGACAGUGUCAAAUCUGAUGAUUCGGUUCCAAAUUUGAACUCUACUGAUAGUAAAAAAGUUAAUCCAGUAGAAAAGCCUCCUAGAUACAAAACUCCAGAAAAAGUUGAGCCUAAACCACCCUUAAGAGCUAAACGAGGAAAAUCUCAAGAUAAAGAGAAAUCACCACCCAUAACAGAAACUCCUAAACGAAAAACUGACUUAAAUAAGACACUAUUGGUCGAUGAAAUAGAUUCAAUUAAAGGUAAGGAUAUAAAUCCAGUAGAAGUUAAAGAGAGGAUAAAGGACAGUAUAAGAAAGUUGGAAGAGAACAUUUAUGGUGAUAAAGAAAUGAAACAUAGUAGUCAGCAGCCUCCUGACAAACCACCUUUAACUAGAGGACAUACUGUUGAUCACAUAGUUAGAAUACUUAAAGAAGAUCAGCAAUCACCACCACCUAAGGUUCAUUUGAUUGCGCCUCCGAACGGUGCCAACACCAACGUAAAUCAACCUUUUUCGUACACCAAACCAAGUGUAAGUCCAGAUCCUAAUCUUUUUAUUAGGAAUACAAGUCCAGAUAGAGUACCAACACCUGUCAACAAAAUGGCUGAUAAGGGCGUUGUUUAUGCACAUGUAGUGAGAGACCAUGGAGAUACUGGUUCCAGUCUUGGUAAACAAACUGUACAUAAAACUUAUUCUCCCUCUAGAGAGAAAUAUAACCUUUCUGAUGAAGAUGAAGGCUUGGGUUAUGAAGAAAGACAUAAAUAUUCUGCAAAUAAAUUUGAUUACAAUUACAAAAAUGAUGAACAUGAUAAUUUCAAUAGUUUGGAAGGUCCUAUAAUUACAGAUUCACCUAUAAGGCCAAAGUUCAGAGAAUAUAAACUUACAAGCUUUGAUGAUUUUGAGCCCACAUAUGCUAAUGAAUAUCCCACAGCAAAAGAUAAAUCCCGUGACUACAUUGAUAGUUUUAGAGGAAGAGCUGAUGGUAUGGAUACAAAGAGAAAACCAUUUGAAACCGAAAUUAAAAUGGAUUUGGAUUUUAACGAAUUAAGUCAUAGGCGUCAGUUGUUAGAAUCUCGUUUAAACGCUCGAAGAUUUGAUGCGAGGAGGGAAAUGAAUCCAGGAGAACCGGUAUCCAGAUAUCUGGCCGAGACUGAUCCUAUCUAUGAAGCCGAAAAACGUAUGAAAGCAACUGAAAAAUACGUUAACGAGACUGCUAAAUACAUACAUCACACGUUAGAAAGAGAUGGGUUCACUGAAAGUAGCGCGACUGAGGAGUAUAACAGAUACGAUUCUGAUAACCACAAAGUGAAAUACAAUACCGAGUCAAGAACUUUCUCGAAAGUCCCUAAAGGAGAAUUAGAUAGAAGAGACUUUAUUGAUCGUCUGGAACCAAAAUACAAAGAUGGCAAAAAACAUUUUCCUCCAGAACCUGAAUACGAACCUCCUAGUCUUGAGUUCAGCGCUGGAAAGCCGGUUCUGUCUCCAGAUGAGUAUACGGAGAAGAAAUAUAAAGUCAAAAAGAACGUUACUCCUAGUCACGACGUUCUGCAAACAGGAAAGAAGUAUAACGGCAACAGCAAUUGGUUUGGCAAAAGGAAAGGACACUAUGCAUCCAAUCCUGAAAUUGCUCAAGAAAGGGAAGAUGAUUACGCCAACAUCCGAUAUAACGCAAACAAUGCUGAGGCAUAUCAUAAUUCUUUACGUAGAGUUAGGAAUAAAGACAGAUAUAAAGAAGACUAUGGUAUAAGAAGACAUGAUUCUGGUGAUAGCCGAGAUUACUAUCGCGAUGAUAAAUCUCCAAGGCGUUUUGAUAUUGACAAUCGACUUAUUGACUCUGGUAUUGAAAACGAUUUUCGUAAAGAUUCUGGUGAAAUACAUAGGUUUAGAAGGCAUGAAAGUGAUGAUGAUGUUAGAAACACUUCUUUGUUCUUAGCAAAUGAAAGACGGCAUACAGAAGACAAUUAUCCUAGUGAGCAAAUAUAUGCAAAUGGAGAAUAUGUGGCGAGGUUUAAAGACAAUAGAGACAAUGGUUAUACGAAGGAGUAUACGAGGGAGAGAAGUGCAGAGGAAAGAUCACACUUGGACCCAAAACGAUACGACAAAAGUCCUACGGAUGACAAAAUCAGUGCGAAACCUCCGAAGGCUACAAAGAAACUUUCUGGGCUUGAGAAGGUGAAACAGCUGUUCUCUCGCGACUCUUCUAAGAAGAGCAAGAAACGAGAGGAGAAGGAGCCCGUACCGAAGACUCGCACACGGGUGCUCAAGAGCCCUGAACAUCUUGCCAACGAUGACUCCGAGUACAGAAGGUACACUGACCCCGAACCAAGUGACAACGAAAUCGUAAAGAAGAAGGAAUACAAACUUGGUGAAAACUGCGAAGGUCGACAUUACCAUACCUCUAAAGAACAUCUGGAACGAUACAGAAGUCCUAGAGAUGACGAUAGACAACGCAGUUCAGCUGAAGAAUCUGAUAGACAAAGGUCUAGAGAAGAUCUUAGCAGAAACAGAAACGGGAAUUCAAGGGAUAACAUAAUUAGGCAGAGAAGUACAAUAGAGAAUCUGGAUAGACAAAGGAGCAAUAAGGAAGAUGUCAGGUACAGAGCGUCGAAAGAAGAUUUAAGAUACAGGAGCCCGGAUCCUAAAGAUAGCGAUGGUGAAAGAAAAUAUAGGGAGACUGAUUUUGUUGGAAGAUACGAACGAACAAAAGAAGAUCGCUGGUACAAGGAACGCAAAGAAGAUAGGAGAUAUAACUCAUCAGAUCGAGAUAGCGAGCUUCGAGUAUCUGAUGCUGAGCCUGACAGGAAGAUGACCAGGUCCAGGACUGCUGGACCUAUGGACUCACCAGCUUUGGCUGAACGUUACCGUGAGCGUCGUCGCCUUGCCACGCCGAGCCCAACACCUUCUCCACCGCCUCGAACAACACCUCCUCAGACUACUGCUGGUAAUUGGUUUAAGAGUCUCGAUCGACUGGCUAGGAAGAAGACUAAAGCCAAAGACACUAAGAUCGAAAAAGAAAGCGUCCUCACGACCGAAGACGAGUCCACCCGAAAAACCUGGUCCAAAACGUCCAAACCUCUCAAUUCUCCAGCUAAAAAUCUGCGUUUCUUCGGAGAUACAGACCAAGACUCAGACUCUAAUGUUAAGCAAACUGUCACUAAGUCCAGAAGCCAUCCUCAAACAAAAUCUCAUAAUACUUUGAGAAAAACAACCUCAAAUUCAAGCACAGGAUUGGACGAAGUCGACCAUGAUAUCGCUAACAAGAGCUACUCUUUGACCAAUCUGAAAGACAAAAGCGAAUUACCUAGAACAAAGCAAUACUAUAAACGAAAUCUACAAAACAUUUCAGAGAUACAUAGCAAUUCAGAAACAGAAAGUCAAUUAAACAGAAAAGCAAUGAAGCCCCCAAUAAGUCCUUAUGACAGAUCGAGAAGUCACAGCAGCUCUAAGACAUUGAAAGGUAGUAAAGGGGAUAUAAGAAGGCAUAGAAAUGAGGACAGAGGCAGUUCGUCUGAGUUGAGAAGCAGUAAACAGGAGCUUAGAGAUUUGAAACACCGUCGCCGCACUCCAGGAACCAAUUCUGGCGAGAGCAGCACAGAGGGCGAAUCUAGCCACCAAUCACAGCGCAGUGUAGUCUUCCUGCAUGCUACUACUGUUGGUGACAUCCCUGAUCCUGGCCACCUUUCGCGCAAUCGAUCCCGCGAUGAUGUUUCUUCGGUGAACUCCUCAAACCUGCAAGUUAAGAGCACUACCAAGAGCUUCUCAAUCUUUGCCCCGUGGACCCCGCGACACUACAACGACCAACACGACGUACAUUACUCGCAGAAAAUGAGAAAAUCCAAGUCGAAAGAACCAAUCUUCAAAAAAUCAUCAUCAACGAAAAACCUAAACGAAGACAGACCUACGUUACAGAAAAAUAAGUCUUACAGCCAAACAACUUUAACGCGUAAACCGCAAAACAACCGCUUGACUAGCUCCAGCACCACUUUGCACCGAAAACCAGAAAAACACAGAGAGAAUUCAUCAGUACAGGGUUCAACCGUACGGAAAAGUGUUGCCCGCGAAAAGAAAAGUCAAUCGAGUGAGAUUUUGAAUCGAGAUAGCGACAGGGAAAGACUGUCUAGGUCGAUUUCCAUGCCUAAAGAUAGCAACAAAAAAGCUGGCUGGUUUAAAUUGGCGAAUAAAACUAAAAAACAAGAAAAUACUAGAGUUCGUUAAUUAUUUGAUUCUUUUUCUUUUUUAUUCUAAGAUACUUAUUUCUAAGACUAUCUUCUAUAAGGCUUUAUAAUUUCGUCUAGUGACCGUGGUGGCGAAUACCGCCCGUAUUUGACACGGGUUUUUCUCAAAGGGAUUUACCCAUUUCUGUCCAACAUCGUGGGCAGAAACGGCGAAUAUGGAAUAUGGUAUAAUUCCACACUUAGGUACUUAUUACAAAUUUCUAUGUAAAAAAUCAAUUAACCAUUUAUUUAACUUGUGACUUAUGCAUACCUCCGAAGUUCCGUAAUUAUUGACAUACAACCAAAGACAAAAAAAUGCAAUACUUCCUGGACUUUUUUAUUUUUGUGAAGGGACGUGCUCUUUAGCUCCAACAGAUUGUGUAACGAAGAAGUUGACAAAUUUUGUGCCUGUCUAAUAAAUUACAAUGAAAUUAAAUAAAUUAUAAAUAAUUACAAUAAAUUCUUAUUGUUUUUAUAUAGAAUCGUCGGAUUCUUCUCUAUAUGAACGGGAUUCAUCGCUUGAAUCCUCAUUAGCAUUAAUUAUUAAUUCUUGAGUACACAAAUUGUCAAACGCAACAUCACGGUCACAAUCAGACAAUAUCUUUUUUUUUGAGCCCGCUCAAAUUCACAAUUUAAACUUCUUCGUAAAUAAAAUCGAUUGUUAAAAAAAACAGAACCGGAAACGCAUUAGGACAUCACUAAUUGAUUAAAAUUGGAGCUGUCAAAAGUGAAAUAUGUAAAUGGUUGGACGAAUUAUAAUAAACACAUUAGAAUUCGAUUUUUAUGAAGAUCGAUUCAAGCGCAUACUAUCUAUAAAAUUUUUGUAUCGGUAUAAUUCAAUGCGAUUUUCAAACGAAUCCAUUCAAUAGAAACGCAAAUCGAAUCUUCUAGAUCAGAAAGCGAUAAACCUUUCUUGUAAUAAUAUUUUUUGUAAUAAUAUUCAUUCAAUCACAUUCAAUUUGAAGAAAACUCGGUUUUCAACAAAUAUUUAGUUGUAAAGCUUUUGCUCUCGAUUUCGGGCGUCUGGGUUUUAACCUGACUUAAACAUUAUUAACAAGGCGCCGCGCCGCCGAGUUAAAACCCGGGCACUUAUCCAUCUCUGGACACAACUCGGAGGACAGUGAACAAGGGGAAUUUCAGUUCGAAGAAUUUAGAACAAAAUUAUCAUUUGUUUAACCAAAUUUGUCAUUGACUGUCAUUGACUUACAAAUAAAUGGACGACGGGUCUAAUACAAAAACCACGAAAAAAUUACCCAAGUAACCUAUUCGAAAUUUAAAUUGUUAUGUCAUCGCAGUAUCGCGCUGUCCGUAGAACAA
This is a messenger RNA of Hyposmocoma kahamanoa, 6763 nucleotides long. RefSeq names its product zinc finger CCCH domain-containing protein 13 (gene blo). Bases 435 to 5447 code for a protein of 1670 amino acids. The record is from RefSeq and is a predicted model, not a curated record. NCBI's taxonomy places the organism in Eukaryota, Metazoa, Arthropoda, Insecta, Lepidoptera, Cosmopterigidae. The transcript is spliced from 11 exons.